AUGUCUUACUACCAAGGCAGUGGCCACAGACAAGGCGCUGAUCAGUAUAGACCUUCAGAUUCACAGAACCAUAACCAACAUGGUGGCAGAAGCAACUCAUCGCGUGGAAGGUUUCAGCAGUACGAAAGCCGUGGAUCUCAUUACAGACCUGGUCAAGGCAGAGGUAACUACCAAGGAGGACGCCCUGGACGUUUCCAGCAACAAAGACAAGGAGGGAGCCAUCUGGUGUACUCUCAAGCACCACCUGAUACUCAAUUAUGGAUGGGUGAUCUCGAUCCCAAUUGGACAGAGGAGACUAUCAAGAGUCUAUGGAAUCAAGUUGGCGAAACACCUACGGGAGUGAAGAUUAUGAGGGAUAAAAUGGGAAACUCUCUGUACUGCUUCGUGAACUUUGCUAGUCCUCGAGAAGUUGCCAAUGCUAUUCAAAAGAACCAGAUGCUGGUCCCUGGUCAUAACCGUCACUUUAAGCUCAAUUAUGCUUCAGGUGGUAACCGCCCAGACCAGUAUGGCUCUAAUCCACGGGCUGGCCCAGGUCAGAAACAUGGUGUUUAUUCCCAGAAUGAGUGGUCGGUCUUUGUGGGUGACCUUGCCACUGAAGUUACCGAACCAAUGUUGUUCAACCAUUUCAAUAAAGACUACCCAGGCUCUGUGCGCCAAGUCAAGAUCAUGAUGGACUUUACUAACAGGGUAAGUAAGGGGUUCGGGUUUGUCAGGUUUAACAACGAAGAAAGCCAACAGCAUGCAUUACAAAAUAUGAACGGGUCAGUGCUAGCAGGCAGAGCCUUGAGGUUGGGCCAAGCAUCUAAGAGUGAUCCGCCAGAUUCUAAAAAAGCAGGUACUGAAUCAGGUGUACCUUCAACUGUAACAUUAAACCAAUACCAUCCACCAUUGGGUCCAUUUACCGAUCCAAAUAAUACUGUCAUUAAAGUCAAGGGCAUCACUCCAGCCAUAACACGAGAUGAGCUACUUGGCCACUUCCUACCCUUUGGCCAUAUAGUAUAUUGCAAAGUCAACUACAGAGAAAACGUUGCUCACAUCAAAUACUUGUUAAGACGUGAUGCUGAAUCAGCCAUGCUAUAUAUGUAUGGGUUUGUUAUUAACAAAUGCCGUGUUGCGCUUCGAUGGGGCCGGGAAGAAAAGACCGACACCGGCAAAGUUGGUUUUAAGCCAGUUGACAAGUCCGAAAAGUACUCCGCUGCAAAGAAAGCCCCGAUUAUAGUGGGUAAUCUUCCUUCAAACGUGGUUUUCGAGGACUUGAGCAAGGAGCAAAUCGACGCCUUGGAGUUUCAUAGUAACGAGGAAUUCUCAUCAGUUGCUGAAUAUGAUGAAAGGGAGAAGCAGCGGAAAAAGGACCGUGAUGAUUACCUAGACCUGGCGUUUUAA
Messenger RNA from Candidozyma haemuli, 1383 nucleotides. RefSeq lists its product as uncharacterized. Gene Ontology annotation, cellular component: cytosol. Gene Ontology annotation, biological process: mRNA splice site recognition. The record is from RefSeq and is a predicted model, not a curated record. The coding region runs from base 1 to 1383 and encodes 460 amino acids. Gene Ontology annotation, molecular function: mRNA binding. Lineage: Eukaryota; Fungi; Ascomycota; Pichiomycetes; Serinales; Metschnikowiaceae. The transcript has a single exon.